Molecule: messenger RNA, 363 nt
Organism: Microthlaspi erraticum
Lineage: Eukaryota; Viridiplantae; Streptophyta; Magnoliopsida; Brassicales; Brassicaceae
Source: the annotation of a GenBank genome assembly
AUGUGCCCCACAUAUCCAAAUAGGACGGCACCAUCAAACCCACAGCCUGCGGCUGAACAAAUCCCGCAGCCCUCUGCUGCACCUCUGCCACUGGAGGUACUCCCGGAGCCCCUUGUGGAACCACUGGCGGAAAACGAGCCAAUAACUGCGUCAGCAAACCCACCACUAAGUCAUCAAGACCCUGAGCCGGAGCACCACCCCAACCCGGAGCAGCCCCGCUCCCAAACCAACACUCGCAUCCACACUGGCCUCACUCGCCACGGAUACCGACUGGGUCACCGACGCAGUCGCCACACUCGGCACCACACUCUCUCCCGAAUCCGCCGAAGUCCACAAUCUCGGCCCCGCCUCCACGGCCUCUAG